UUCAUAUAAAUUUGUCACUUCGWGAAUAAACGUUCAUUCUACGCGUAUUUCGUUUGGUUUCUUAACAAUUUUGAAGAUAAAAUAAGGAGUUUGACUUACGUCUUUACUCGGGAUAAAGGCGCAGUCCCGAGAAAUUGAAGUAACCAUGAACCAAGACGACGAAAAUCGCUACGGAGCGGGGACUUCACUUCAGACGGGAAUGAUGGCUACUUCAAGUAUCCCAGGAAGCCUUGCUGCCUAUCCACCUACUCCUAGCCCCAUGCCUCCUCUGACACCAAUGACGCCUAUGACCCCUAUGAAUGCCGAUCAGUCUGGAAUAAUACCUCAGCUGCAAAACAUAGUUUCCACAGUAAACCUUGGUUGUAAACUAGACCUUAAGAAGAUUGCACUCCAUGCACGAAAUGCUGAAUAUAAUCCAAAGAGAUUUGCUGCUGUCAUCAUGAGAAUAAGAGAUCCAAGAACCACUGCAUUGAUAUUCAGCUCAGGAAAAAUGGUUUGCACUGGUGCUAAAAGUGAAGAUCAGUCAAGACUUGCAGCUAGAAAAUAUGCCCGUGUUGUACAGAAGCUUGGUUUCCCGGCCAAGUUCACUGAAUUCAAAAUCCAGAAUAUGGUUGGUAGCUGUGAUGUGAAGUUCCCAAUCAGACUGGAGGGUUUGGUUYUAGCUCAUGGACAGUUUUCAAGUUAUGAACCAGAACUAUUUCCUGGACUUAUAUAUCGAAUGGUUAAACCAAGGAUUGUACUGCUCAUCUUUGUGUCUGGCAAGGUUGUUCUUACAGGUGCCAAAGUACGAGAUGAGAUCUAUGAGGCAUUUGACAACAUAUAUCCCAUCUUAAAGACAUUCAGGAAAACUUGAUUGUGUUUCAAUAUUUGGCAGAACCAUGCUAUUUAUAUAUUUUUGUACAGCCAAUUCUCUACUUGCACAUGACCCAUAAUACCUUCUGAUUUUGGGGGGUAGGUUUUGUGAUGCAAAUAAAAUUAAUUGUUAUUCAAAUAUAAAUGAUUUCAAUAAUAAUAACUACCCCCCAAAAUCAGAAGGUAUUAUGGGUAUGCGCAAGUAGAGAAUAUGAUGUAAUAGAAUGUUUUCAAAUUAUAUACAUGUACAUACAUGUUCUAAAUACAAUGUUUUGCUAAUUAUUAAUCUGAACAAACAUUUAGUUGGUUUAUCUAGAUAUUGUUUGUACGAGCAGCUCAAGCGGCCUCCUUUGCAGGGAACUCUACUCAUUGGGAUUCCUGUGUUUAGGCAAAAAAAGCUGCCAGAGCGGGAGGCAGUUAGGAAGGAAGGAAAAGCAGUUUUUCAUAAGGGGGGGGCCUACGUAGCACGCAGUUGAUGUAAUGUAUUCAUAAAAUGUAUUGUAUUCCAUUGUUUCUUGUUCUAUUGUAAUACUGUAUGUGUUUUUUAUUAUAUCUUUAUGAAUACAUUACAUCAACUGAAUGCUACAUAGUCUCUCCCUUUUUCUUCCCGGUCAAGAUUAUUAACACAGGAAGACCAAGAAGAGAAAAAAGUCUGUUUCCAUUGGAGUAGUCUGCUUUAUCUGAAGGUCUUAUAAAUCUAAAUGAAAUGCAUUCAAAGGAUGAAAAGACAGUUUGUUUCACUGUAGGGUGCUGAAACUUCAUAUUGAUGUGGAAAUAAAUUAAAGGCCCAGUUUGCACCAUCAUGCUUUGCGUGCCUUUGUUAUUGUUAUGAUUAAUUACACCAAAAUACUUCUAGUAUCCAAAUAUCACCAUAAAACAAAUUUCAGAUGGUUGAAAACUCUUAUAUUAGCAUUUAAAGUGCUUAAAAAAGUGAGAUGGUCAAAGAUCAAAACACACAGUACAAUUUAUAGACUUUUGGUAAACUGAAAAUGGCUGCCUCCCUGCCCCCAAAGCAUACACACUGGGCCUUUAAGCACAAAACAAUGUGUGAGUUUGAAUGCAUUGAAUUGAGAUUUACCAGAACAAGAAAAACUAACAAUUGAUGAGCUUGGGCUACCAAAAUUGCCAAUAGAGUGCAUAAUUAUGUCUCUAAAAUAGAAUGAACGCAUUUAAUCUGUGCAACUGUACAAAAUCUAAGUAGUACUAAUUUGUAUUAAAAGUGGACAGCAUUGAAUGCUUCAUUUGUAGCAAUUCAAUUUAAUUUGCAUAUCACAUACACGAUUUACUAAAUACAACUAAACAUCACAUUUAGUUGUACAGUUGCACAGAUUAAGUAUGAUCACUCUACUUCGUAAAAAUUAGUUUUGCACUGCAGAAUCAAAGAAUAAAAGACUAACUAUUUCAUGGAUAUAGUGAAUGCACUCUGUUGUAUUUAAAAGUAGAAAUUGUAAUGUUAAAAAAUGUUGAUUACCCCAGUAUAGAGUUAGUAAUAAAUUAUUUCAUUUGUUAUA
Molecule: messenger RNA, 2363 nt
Organism: Exaiptasia diaphana
Lineage: Eukaryota; Metazoa; Cnidaria; Anthozoa; Actiniaria; Aiptasiidae
Product: TATA-box-binding protein
Exons: 8
Coding region: 146-853 (235 amino acids)
Biological process (GO): DNA-templated transcription initiation
Molecular function (GO): RNA polymerase II general transcription initiation factor activity; DNA binding
Source: RefSeq, a predicted model, not a curated record